Messenger RNA from Suillus clintonianus, 894 nucleotides. RefSeq names its product EF-hand. Lineage: Eukaryota; Fungi; Basidiomycota; Agaricomycetes; Boletales; Suillaceae. The transcript is spliced from 7 exons. Gene Ontology annotation, molecular function: calcium ion binding. The record is from RefSeq and is a predicted model, not a curated record. Bases 187 to 759 code for a protein of 190 amino acids. Gene Ontology annotation, cellular component: membrane; cytosol; intracellular membrane-bounded organelle.
UCCUAUUUUUGUAUAUUUUUCUGGAUUUCUACAAGACCGUGUGAAACGGUCCCGGCCUACGAGCGCUUAGAUUAGCUCUGAUGUUCUAUGGAACAUUGAGGUCAUUGGGUGACCCCGCCAGCAGUGGCGACGCCGCUUCUUUAUAACCCAACCUUCACCUUGCAGUCAAUCUUCAUCAGAACAACCAUGGGCAAAUCCCAGAGCAAGCUUUCACCAGAGCAACUCGCAGAUCUACAGAAGAACACUUAUUUUGACAAGAGAGAGCUCCAGCAAUGGUAUAAAGGCUUUCUCAAAGAUUGUCCCUCUGGCCAGUUGGACAAGACUGAAUUCAGUCGUAUAUAUAAACAAUUCUUUCCAUUCGGGGAUCCAGGAGACUUUGCAGACUACGUCUUCAACGUCUUUGACGAGAACAAAAAUGGUACUAUUGACUUCAAGGAAUUCAUCUGUGCUCUUAGCGUAACGAGUCGCGGCCGAUUAGACGAGAAGCUCAAAUGGGCUUUUCAGUUGUACGAUAUAGACAAGGACGGUUUCAUCACAUACGAUGAGAUGUUGCAGAUCGUAACGUCCAUAUACAAGAUGACUGGUCAAAUGGUCAAGCUCCCCGCAGAUGAGGAUACUCCUGAAAAGCGAGUGGAUAAGAUUUUCAGGAACAUGGACCGAGACAAGGACGCCAAGCUCACGUACGAUGAAUUCGUCGAAGGCAGUAAGCAAGACCCGACCAUCGUCCAGGCGUUAUCGCUAUACGAUGGUCUUGUAUAAUGACAUGAUCAUCGUCAUGAUGCUGGCAUUCAUCUAAAAUUUCUUCCUAACCUAAUCUGCUUUCCUGUUGCAUAUUCCAGGUGAUCUUGUGGUCAAUCAACUCACGAAAGUCCAGACCAAGCCUUUCACACCAUA